AGUAUGGCAGAGUUGAUUUCGAGCUCACGCUGGCCUUCGCAUGAGAUGAUACUCUUUCAUAAUCUCGAAGAGCUCAAACUUGCUCGCGAAAGACAGUGUUCCAUCUGCCGCUGCAUAUCGCGAAGUAUUGACGCCAGCGAACUCGAACAGCUCCGCGGCGGUCCGUAUGAGACAUCACUAAUUCUGACCCCUAGUACUGGCAGGCCUUCUUUGCGUGUCCGCCUAACAGAUUGCUCUGGAGACUCUCCGACUGAGAUCGUUGUCGAGAAUAUUGCUACGUACUAUCCAAGUAUCAUGAAGUCGCCCUCACUCGCUACUACAUUGGGUCGCUGCUCAGAGUUGGAAAACAACAGCACUGGAUCGCUAGCUAGUUUUGAGCUUGCAAGAUAUUGGUUGAGCGAGUGUUUGGAGAAGCAUCCUGACUGCCCGAAGCCUGGAUUGAGCAAGUUACCAACCCGUCUUCUCGAUGUCGAGCCUUUGGACCAACCGCAGUCGGUCAGGCUUGUAGAGUCAGCAGAAAUACUGGACUCGCUACCACCAUCUCAGCGAAGGUAUAUCGCUCUGUCACAUUGCUGGGGCAAAGAACAGAUCCUCACUACGACCUUAGCUACUUUACAAGAUCGGAAAACGAAUAUUUAUAUGGAGGAUCUGUCAAACACAUUCCGCGACGCCGUGAUAGCAACUCGCUGUCUAGGACUGCGUUACUUGUGGAUAGAUAGUAUGUGUAUCAUACAAGAUUCGGCUGAAGAUUGGAAAAACGAAAGCGUUCAGAUGUGCGCCGUGUAUCAGGGUGCUGUGGUCACCAUCGCGGCAGCGCAUGCAAGCAGUGGCCAUGGAGGCUGCUUUGCUCAACGAGAUGGGUCAGCACAAAUGCCGUUCAGCAUGCCUUUCCAUACCUCUGAAAGCGCAGAGACUACCAACGUAUUUUUCCUGCCGCUCUCAGUCUCUGGUAUGUCCCUAAACAUAUCAGACGAGCAGCCGUUACUUACUCGCGCAUGGGUACUCCAAGAGCAGGUUCUAAGUCGGGCACUGCUUGUGUAUCAUAGAGAAGAGCUGUGGUGGGAGUGUCAUACCAUGCAGAUGUCGGAGAGAAGCCCCGAUGGCGCAUCCCUCAUGCGCGCGUAUGAAAAUUUAACCCGCGCUCUUGUCGGUAUGAACGAUCCAUUCGAUUCCAUCAGACCUGAUGUAAGCUCUGCUUGGCUCGAGGGACAGACAGAUGAAGAAGACCUAGAAAGGGGCAUGCACACCCAAUGGUGCGAACUUGUAAUGGACUAUACUAGGCGAGGCAUAACGAAAACAACGGACCGGCUCAUUGCACUUGAUGGAAUUGCGCAAACAAUAUCGAGUCGAACACCUAACCGCUACAUCGCGGGCUUAUGGCGUGAUCAACUAGUGCCUGGCUUGAUGUGGAGUAUUCCUUGGGACACGCAUUACGGUCUCCAAUUCUGGGAACAAGCAAAGGAUCCAACACUUUCCUUGUGCUCAAGUCGUCACGAAACUGUACUUGCACCUUCAUGGUCCUGGGCAUCCGUGACAUUCCCGGUAACAUGGCCGUUCAUCUCCGAAACGUAUUCAAUGCUAGCUGGGAUGAAACUGUUGUGCGAUGUCGUGGAUGUAGGCGUAAAAGGGACCCCAUUUUACCAGAAGGGCGCGGUCGUCAUCCGAGGACUCAGUCAUAGCCUCUACGUCGACCCUGUCUACCAGCAAUACCACUUUACCGGCAAGAGCAGGGAUAACCCUAGAAUAGGAGAAUUGGGCAUAUCAGAGCAUAACAGAUCUGAACCAUCCAGCUUUCCCAGUACCUGUUCCGUUUCACUCGUACCUGCCAAUCGCCCCGCUGAUUUCCGUCCAUUUCCCAUGCUCUUUCUACCAGAUGAACUCCUCGAUCGCAGAGACAAAAUAACGUUCCUCGCCCUCGCCGAGGUUCCACCCAGCGGACACCCAACCACUUUGGAACACCACAGCAUGCAUUCCAUAUUGACACUAGCGCUCAUCCCUACCGGCAGGAACCCUCAUGAAUAUCGCCGCGUGGGCCUCGCUCGAUGGUACAACUGUUCUUGGUACGGAUACUACUGUAUUGGUGACUCGUACUACCGUUCGCAUUGGGAGGAACUCCGGAUACAAAAGAUGACUCGGGGAUGGCGGAUGGCGCUAAGAGAUCUUUUGAACAAGUGUUGGUGUUGGCUGAUAGGAGGACUGCUGAAUCAACCUAUCAUCCAGCAUCCUGUUGGGAAGCUGUGGUGGUUUUCGCAUCUAGUGAAUGGAAAGUGGGGGCGGCAUUGUCGUAGCCUAGAUCCAAGAACAUCGCAAUCGUAUCGGAAUGGGUGGGAGGCCAAGUUGGAAACAAUAACUAUAGUAUAGCUCGUAGGCGACCUCAUCUGUAGAUAAUUUAGCGCGAGCACACGAUUUGAACGUACGAUCAGUGUUCGUGUUGACCUGC
This is a messenger RNA of Dothidotthia symphoricarpi CBS 119687, 2440 nucleotides long. Its product is annotated as HET-domain-containing protein. The record is from RefSeq and is a predicted model, not a curated record. Bases 4 to 2361 code for a protein of 785 amino acids. The transcript has a single exon. NCBI's taxonomy places the organism in Eukaryota, Fungi, Ascomycota, Dothideomycetes, Pleosporales, Dothidotthiaceae.